CUUUCGUCUCUUGCAGGUGGCAAAACCCCACUGCAGUCGUUCCUGGGCAUCGCCGAACAACAUGUGGGUCCCAACAAUGGGGCUCUCAUCACGCAGACGCUGAGCCACGCGAACCCCACCGCCAUCACGCCCGAGGAAUACUUCAACCCCAAUUUUGAGCUGGGCAGCCGGGAUAUGGGGCGACCCAUCGAACUCACCACCAAGACGCAAAAGUUCAAAGCCAAGUUGUGGUUGUGCGAAGACCACCCCUUGUCCCUGGCCGAGCAGGUGGCCCCCAUCAUCGACCUCAUGGCGGUCAGCAACGCCCUCUUUGCCAAACUCCGGGAUUUCAUCACGCUCCGCCUGCCGCCCGGCUUCCCCGUCAAGAUUGAAAUCCCCAUCUUCCACAUCCUCAAUGCCCGCAUCACCUUUGGCAACCUGAACGGCUGCGACGAGCCGGUGGUCUCCCUCCGCGCUACGGGCAGCCCUGGCAGCGAUGCCCCCUCGCCCGGGAGUGACCGGUCCAGCAUUAGCAGCUCAAGCUCCCUCGGCUCCUGCCGCUGCUUUGAGAUGGACCCCUCCCUCUUCGAAGCCCCCCAGGGCUACAGCAUCGUCGGGAGGCACCCAGAGCCAUUGCGGGAGGACGAAGACGACCUUCUGCAGUUUGCCAUUCAGCAGAGCUUGCUAGAGGCGGGCAGUGAAUACGACCAG
Messenger RNA from Notechis scutatus (mainland tiger snake), 690 nucleotides. The record is from RefSeq and is a predicted model, not a curated record. NCBI's taxonomy places the organism in Eukaryota, Metazoa, Chordata, Lepidosauria, Squamata, Elapidae.